GCCAUCUCUCCAGCCCCUGAUAAGGCGUUCCAAGUCCCUUGUGGCUCUCUUGGGAGGAGAGUCAGAAGUGCUCUCCGCUCUUGCCGUAAGAACAGCCAGGUUUGACUUACAUGCUGGCGCUCCGACACUGAGGAGCUGCACUCGGGCUCCAGGAGUUCCUCGUUUUCACUGGAGUGGUUAGUUCUCUGUGGAUGGAGACGGAUUGGAGUCUUGAUUGCCCUGUGUUCAAGGUUUCUCCAUAGUCUGCACCGCUUCAUAAACUGGGCCACUUCCCAAUGAGCUACACAGCCAGUCCUUGUGAGGAGCUGGCUGAGAACCGUGCAGCACAUGCCGCAGGGAUGGCACAGGAAGAGAGCCGUCGGAGUCAGGCGCCACCCACCUUCUACCACGGUGCCAGCCAGGAGCUCGACCUGUCCACCAAAGUGUACAAACGAGAGUCUGGAAGCCCUUACUCUGUGCUAGUAGACACCAAGAUGAGCAAACCGCAUCUCCACGAGACGGAGGAACAGCCAUUUUUCAGGGAGACCAGGGCAGUGUCUGAGGUGCACACUGUCAAGGAAGACCGGGAGAAUUCUGACGACACGGAGGAGGAGGAGGAAGUCUCUUACAAAAGGGAGCAGAUCAUAGUGGAGGUAAACCUUAAUAAUCAAACAUUAAAUGUGUCUAAAGGGGAAAAGGGUGUCUCUUCUCAGUCCAAAGAGACUCCUGUUCUUAAGACAAGCAGCGAGGAAGGAGAGGAAGAGAGCGAGGAGGAGGCCACAGACGACAGCAACGACUACGGAGAGAACGGACGGCAGAAGAAAAAGGAGAAGCGAGUGGAGAAAGUCAGGGUUACACAAAGGCGAACCCGGAGAGCUGCCUCUGUUGCCGCAGCUACCACUUCCCCUACACCUCGCACAACUCGAGGCCGGAGGAAGAGUGCAGAGCUACCCAAGCGGAAGAAGCGGGCCGCCAAGGAGCCCAAAGCCCCAGUCCAGAAAGCUAAGUGUGAAGAGAAAGAGACUCUGACCUGUGAGAAGUGCCCCAGGGUCUUUAAUACUCGCUGGUACCUGGAGAAGCACAUGAACGUUACUCACAGGCGCAUGCAGAUCUGUGAUAAAUGUGGCAAGAAGUUUGUCCUGGAAAGUGAGCUGUCCCUUCACCAGCAAACAGACUGUGAAAAAAACAUUCAGUGUGUUUCCUGUAACAAAUCCUUCAAGAAACUCUGGUCCCUGCAUGAACAUAUCAAGAUUGUCCAUGGAUAUGCAGAAAAAAAAUUUGCCUGUGAGAUUUGUGAAAAGAAGUUCUAUACCAUGGCUCACGUGCGGAAACACAUGGUCGCACACACAAAAGACAUGCCAUUUACAUGUGAAACCUGUGGAAAAUCUUUCAAGCGCAGUAUGUCACUCAAGGUGCACUCCUUGCAGCAUUCUGGAGAGAAACCCUUCAGAUGUGAGAACUGCGAUGAGAGGUUCCAGUACAAGUACCAGCUGCGCUCCCACAUGAGCAUCCACAUUGGGCACAAGCAGUUCAUGUGCCAGUGGUGUGGCAAGGACUUCAACAUGAAGCAGUACUUCGAUGAGCACAUGAAGACGCACACUGGAGAGAAACCUUUUAUCUGUGAAAUCUGCGGCAAAAGCUUCACCAGCCGGCCCAACAUGAAGAGGCAUCGCAGAACUCACACAGGCGAGAAGCCUUACCCCUGUGACGUGUGUGGCCAGCGGUUCCGCUUCUCUAACAUGCUGAAGGCCCACAAGGAGAAGUGCUUCCGGGUGACCAGUCCAGUGAACGUGCCGCCAGCUGUCCAGAUCCCUCUGACCUCGGCGCCCGCUGCUCCCGCUCCAGCUGUGCCCAACACUCCCACCAGCCCAGCCCCCGCAGUCAGUAUGAACCCCGUGGGCGGCGGCGGCGGCGGCACGCUUCCCUCAAGGCCCGUCCCGCACCCUUUCUCACACCUGCACAUCCACACGCAUCCGCACCAUGCGCACCACCUCCCCAUUCCACCUGUGCCUCACCUGCCCCCACCCCCGGCCCUCUUCAAGAGUGAGCCCCUAAACCACAGAGGCCAGAGCGAGGACACCUUCCUGAGGCACCUGGCAGAGAAGAACAGCGCGGCCCAGGCCCAGCAUCAUUAGCGCCCGCCCGAGUGUCACCCCCGCGGUGAGUUGGCAGAAGGGUGCAGCUGUGCCUCUCUGGGGUCUCCCUGUCUCCACGGCUCCCGAAUUCCGGGCCUUGGCCAUUGUGCUGGUGAACCAUCAGACUGACCCGAGGGAGUGAACAAGAAGACUGCCCUCGCAACCAGGGGAACCACCGAACUAAAGCUCAGUUUGCUUGCAUUUUCUGAUGACUUUUCUAAAUUUCAGAUACUCAGACUGUGGGAUUUUAUAAUUUCAUAUCAGCGGAUGAGGUAUGCUUGCUUUUAUAUCCUGGUCUUCUCCUCAAAGAGGAGACAGGCCUGGUUUCCUUUAUACUAAUCGGGGAGGCUGUGAGAUUAAUCCAGAGCAUUAACUGUAUCACUGUGUAUUGUAAUGAAUUCUUUUCAGCUUUUGGUGCUGACUGCAGUCGAGCUGGCCACGUUUCACACAAUAUCAAGCAUUAUAGAGAAGAUGGGAAUUUUCUUCUUUGUGUAGCUCUUUUAACACACUCUUAUUUUACUACAGAAAUUAUUUUAGAGUUUUUGUAUAGACUUUAGUAGUCUGUUUCUAAAAUGAAAUGUAUUUCAAUAAGCUGUGUAAUUUUUUCAGUGUAGCUAAACCCAUGUUGUAAAAUAGAUAAAUUUUUUAUAAUCAUCAAAAUGUGAUUCUUAAAGAUACAUAUAAUAAGUUCUAUUUCAAAUUUAUUCUUACAUCCGUACAACUCAAAGGUGCUUCUGAGACUGGAUGGGGGUCAGCAGACCAGGUUACUACAAAAGCAAGGUUCAACCCAAGUGCUCAGGAACUUGAAAACCCCUGCUGGGCACUCAGUCCGUCAGGCUCCCGGACACCUCCAUCCUUGGUGUCCCUUUGCGCCUGUGGAUUCAGUGGGUGCUGUGCUGGGGUGGGGUCAUCAAAAGCUUGCCUGAUUUGGAAAUCUGAGGCACGGUGUGAACACCUUCAGAAGGAAGUGGCAGAGGAUUCCUUUUGAUCACAUCUGUUCCUCACUUCUGUAGGAACUGUGUCAUGCUCAGCUGUUAGGGGAAGAUAAAUUGGAAUCUCUUAUUUUGAAGUUGCUGUGUUUUCCAAGAGUUGGUAAGAGAAGCUAAAUGGUGAACUGAAAUCACAGAUACUGUAGUUGCUGAUAGUGGCUGAGAAAUGGGGGGGAGAAGACAAAUUGGCUUUUAAGUUUCAAAAUGUCUGCGGUCUCUAAAGUGUGGGUGUCCACACUGAUCUGCACCUGCCAUUUCUAUUGUAGUGAGAGGAACUCCCCUGCCCCAGUACUGCUGCCCCAUCCUCGUAGGUAGGCGUGACAGCAGCAUCUUAGAUGAGGAAGGAGCGACAGCUCUGCCCCGGGCACCUCACUCGGUCACUUGGGGAACUUGCACAGAGCGUGGCCACCCUGGAGUGGAUUAUGUGGAAAGCUAAGAAGGGCUGACACAGUGGUUUCAGUUCAGCUGGCAGAUGUGUGCAGGGAGCUACACACCUUACACUUCUUCACCUUAGAGAGCGAGUCCAAAAGGGGGCCACUUACCUUCCCCUUCUCUCCUUAAAAAUCUCAGAACUCUCUCAUUUCUCUUUCCUCAGGCUCUGAAAUCAGAACCUUAGCUGUUAUUUGUUUAUCUUUGAUAUUAGAUGUGCAGAUAUGCGUCACGCACUUUUUUUCUGGCCACUUAACUCUGCAGUGGGGACACAUGGACUCUGGAUUGAGCCGAGGUUCCUGCUUUUCAGUAUCCUCCUCUACAUUAGUUUUGGUUAAUAUUUCUAGAUUGACUCCAGUUUCACCGUGUCCUCUGCAGUGAUAGGAAAAAUUGUGUGCUGAGGCAGAAAAGUAUCUCAGGACACACUUUUCCUCUGGUUUAGGUAUACAUUUUAAUAAAUGGUAAUUUUAAUAUUUGCAUACAUUCUUGGAGCACCCACACACCCAAUCCAAGUAAGGAAGCCAGUUCCUCGUUUCUGACUGUUGCGCCUUUAGAGGCUCUCCAGUCACCUCCACAGUCUCCUUUGUAUCCCAUGGGAAGUCUGCAGAUCCACACGUUCAUGUAGACAUAUCAAUAUUUCAUGGUCAAGCCUAUAAUAUUAAAAUAUUUUUAUCAAAAAAGUAUAAAUUGUAGCUUAGUUAAUUGGUUGUAUCUUAUUUUAUACUAAAUGAUUUUAUGAUAUUGGGCAGAGAUUCUGAAUUCUAGACUGGAGGCUGUUGACUCAACCAUUUUAUGGAUGUACUAUGAAUACUCAUUGAAAAAUUCAGGUAGUCAGUUUUGAUUUUUUUUUUUUAUUCAAAUGACUAUAGCCAUAAGAAACUGUUUGCUACAUAGGAAGUCCAGUAGUAACUCAAUAACCACCACUAUCCUUAACAGAAGCAGGAAAACAGGAAUUUUAAACAAUGAAUUAGCACUGUCACACUGUGUAAUUCUUACCUAAAUGUAUUGUGGAACAAUCUAGAAAUGCCAUGUUUUUUUUCCUGGAUAAGUAUAUCUUCCCUGACUUGGAAUUUGUAGGGAACCUGCUCUAAAAACUGACUCUCACCAGCUUCAUGUGUGAAUAAUGAGCAUAAUGAAAUCCACACAGAAAUGCUUCUGAGCACAGGGGCCACAGGGUUGGGCCUGAAGCAUGCAGGUGCUUUGGGUUUAACGUGCUGAAGACUCAAACUCAGGGUUGAAAUUGUGCUUGGGGUCCGCUCCUAGGAUAAAAGUUGCAUUGUGUGGCAUGCCCGCCCUCGUGUGCUGCAGCACCCCAAGAGUUCUGCAGAACCCCUUACAUCCUUGUUAUCUGUUAGAAAAAAGGCCGUGGAGGAGUUUGCGUUCUAGGCCCAUCUGUAUUUUUGUCUUGUAAAGACACAGGCCACGUUCCAGAAGGAGGUUUUCUCGUUGUCACUUUAUACUACCUUCAAAGGCCUGUAUCAUCACCAGGAUUAUUUGCUCUUCAAAUGGUUUUUAUUGUUGCAAGGAUUACUUAUUUACUUAUAUGUAGACCAGGCUAGCCUCAAACUCACAGCCUGAGGACUGGGUCCAGAGGAGUAAACCACAACAGCCAGUAGCCAAAAACUUUUUAUUGUUGUCAUUUUUUUUGAGAAAUGGUCUCACUAAAUACCCAAGCUGGCCUUGAACUCCCUACAUGGACCAUGGUAGCCUCAAACCAAUAACUCCUCCCACCUCAGCUUCCCAAGAGCUGAGAUUAUGGGUGCCUGCUUCAGCCUGCCUGGCUUCUCCAAGGAUGUUUUUGAGUUGGCAUUACAUUUUUAGAGGUUGGGUUGUACGGCUUUUGUUCUUUUCUCACAGAUUUAAUAAAAGGCUGCUGCUCUCAAAUGGAGUCAGGUGAGCUCAUACUGGGUUAGAUUUCCAAACUGAACGAAAAGAAGAGAAACCCUUUAAAGGAAUGUGGCUUCAUUUUUCUAUAUUAUUUUUUACUUGAUUCUUAUUUUUAGCAAAUGGAGAAGUCUCCACAUAAAACUUUAAUAAAGUUGAAAGAAACCUUUGAAAAUUAUUUCCAUGUACCAUCUUAGGAACUCUAAAUCAGUCCUUGUGCAUGGGCCUUUCCGGAGUUGUCCUGUCUAAGAACCUCCUCAUUUGGAAGCAUCUUUCUGAGCUGGACCCCUGCCACUGCUAACCAGAGGCAAAAUCUCGGAUACUUUGAAUUUUUUAACUCCUUGAAAUUUCAGUUUUUAUUAUUGGAUAUGUAUUUAGUUUCAUUUUUGUCUCACUGGAAGAUUUAAAAUUUGAGACUAUGAAGCAGAGAACUCCAUUGCAGGGGUGUGUGUGUGUGUGUGUGUGUAUGGGUAUAAUAAAUCAGUAUCUAUAUACAUGUAUAUAUAUAUGUGUGUAUAUAUAUACAUGUAUAUAUAUAUGGAUUUAUUCCCUCUUGCAGAUUUUGGUUAGGAAAAUACACUAUGGUGGGUGAGUUUUUGUGUUAAAGAGAGAAAAACUAAAACUUCCAUUAAAAGAACCCGUUUCAGUUAAAGGAACCCUCUGUUUAAGCUACUGUAUGAAAAAUACCACUUGUUACUUUGAUGGUCCACAUGAUGUAGAUUUUGAUGCUGUUCCAGACUAUCUGUGGAACAUGUCAUGAAAAGAAGGUAUGUUACAUAUAACCAUUUUAUCAACGCUUUAAAAAAAUCAGCUGGGAUUGUUAUAACUCUGAAGCUGAGCAAAACAUUAUUGGGUUUUAAGUUUUUUCUUUACUUUAAGUUAGAAAAUUCCCCAAGGGUUCUCUCUUGCCAUCUUUUUUUUUCUUUUUUCAGGAAUAAAAGGUCAUUAGCCAUUAGAAUAGUGGCGUUGUUAUGCAAUAACAGCUCACUAGCUGGUCUGCUUCUGUCAUCUGUAGCAUUCAUGAGAAGCAAUGCUGACCUUCCAACCCUGGAACUACCUCGAUAAAGCAACCCAGAGAUCCUCGCUACACUUGCUAUGGAAGCCAUAAACGUUGUCAAUAUGUCCACCUUCACAGUUCUAUACUUUUAUACUCGCUAGACUUUUUAUAGACUUUUAAUCAGACCUUUUCAUCUUAGAGAAUAGCUUUUGCAAGAUUCUAAGGAAAAUCAAAUUCCUUGAAUGUCCCAACUUUGAAGCUCUAGCUUCAGUAAAUUUGUUUAAAGAGCCAGAUGCCGUACCAUUCCAACAACAAAAUCACACAUGUAAAUCAAAACUACUUUGCAGACCUAUAUAUUCUGAAAAUAAAUUCCUUUUUCUUGUUCCCUUAGUAGAGGCUGUGUUGUGAUAGAGUGAGUCUUUCCACCCUGUUAACUGGGUGUUCUUGGUUGCUUUGUGCACAGUGACAGUGUUCCUGGUAUUGUUUCUAUUACUGUAGCCACAGGAGUGAGUAGUUACCUGUUCUUCUGACCCUCGGCUGUUGUGUGCGGCUUUAGUCUACAUCACAGCUCUCGAGUGCCUUCAAAAAGCCCAUGUCCUGGAACCUUCUGUCCCUGGUCUGGAUCCUACCUCUGAUUGUUUCAUUCUGCAUGACUGUUGGAAUUCACCCUUAACCCAAAGGGCUUAACUUGCUACAAACCUGGCUAAGGAUCGUGAACACACUUAUGUUUUCUUCCCCAUGUUGCUGCUCUUUCUCUGUAUCUUACUCCCCACGUACGACACCUCUGUUACUACAUCCGCCCUGAUCCUUCGCCUUCUUCCUGUUCUUUCACUGAAGGCUGAGUGUUCUUUUAUAGUCAGAGGUCAGCCAGUAUGUCUCUGGGCCAUCCUUUUCUCAUCCGAAGUCUUCCUGAAUGCCUACCCUUUCGAAUUAAAGGAAUACUGAAUGCUGCUGUUGCUACACAUCCUCUCUUUCAUAAACGUUUCACAGGGUUCCUCCCGUGAUCUUCUGUUAGUCAUAGGAAUUUAAAAGUGCUCUCGGGUUUAACAGAAGUCCUUUAUUGAUUUUUUUUUUUUUUGGGAGGGGGGAUCGGCUCCUCUCACCCAGCCACCUGUCCCCUCACAAACCCGUUUAUUUUAUUUUCUAGUUGUCCUCUUACAAGUCAUUUAAAAAGUGUAAUUGGUGUAUAAUAUAUGAAAGAUGUAAUAAAAAGGAAGCUGAAGUGUGUUCUGUGUGUAGUAUGUGCACUUACUUCAUUGAUUAAAAAUUACUUAGCACCUGGCUGGUCCUUCCCACCCCAAAUUAAACCUUGUGCUAUGUAAUGGGUUGACUGUCCCCUCCUAAAGUGGAAGCAGAUGAACUCUUUCAGUGAGGAAAUUGGAUUUGUGUAGGUGAAUGAACACUGAUGAGUAUUUGACCUUAGUCAAAACCUUUGCUUUCUGAUUUACAAUCUCCUGCAUCUUUCCUGAAAGUUAUUAGUACGGAGGCACCCAGGACUGAAAGCCGCAGGAGGUAAGAGUCUCAAAAGGCAGCUGUUGAUAAAUUUUUAAUCCUUUUUGUCUGGGAACAGACAGGAUAUUAAUUGGUGGGACAGUAGCAGAUUGUGAGGAUUGGUUUGCUAACAGAAGUCAGGACGUUUGGAUGUUUCACUGGUGGUUUGCAAUGAGGGCAGUAUGCAGACUACGAGGUAGAGUCUCCUGGAGAAAUCAUGAACAAGCUUCGGCCUUGCUGUUGCCCAUCGCUGAUCUAGACAGUCACUUCUUGAGAACUGGAUGCCUAAAAGUACCUGCUUUUAAAUUGGUUACUCUUCUCUCCAGAAUCCCAGGCAUUCAGAUAGCAGAGAGCCAUACUUAACCUAUCACUGGGAGGAGCUACAUCCUUUGAAAAGGAUGGCUGCUUGUUUUGUGUGUUUAUUAGGGAUCAAAGGAAGUUCUUGCUCCUCAGAGGUGUUCCCGUCACUUAACUCCAGGUUACCUUCAUCCUAUUUGAGCGUCUCUGGUGAAAUCAGGAAUGUGACAAAUUACUUAAAAAUGAUUUUAUAGGAAAUGGAGAUGUUCAAAAAGAUCUGGAAGCUGGGUUUUGCUUAAUGUCAAAAAGAAAUCUGAUGGCUUGUGUUGCCUGGUUUUAGUCAAGUCAAGAGCCUGCCCGAGAAGGACGCAGCUUGUUUCUGUGUCUCUGGCUCCCCUGAAUGAGCACAGCCUUUCCAGUCUGCCUUAUAGGUGAAGGGGGCCACUAGCCAGAAGCAGGGUCUCCCUUGCACCCUGCAUGGGAUCUGAGACUGCUUGGCGGCAUUGGAAAGUAUCUUCCCGUGCAUGAUUACUCAUUUGAGUUCAGUUGAAAAGGAAAGAACGGUGUAGUGUAUGUGGUGUGUGUUUCCUUCUCCAGUUGUACCGCCCGAUAUAUGGCCCCAGAAAAUCAAAUGAGUUAAUCUUCCACAAAUUUGAAUAUGAUUUUUUUUUUCAUUUCUUGAGCUGAUUCUAUUCCAUAUGCAGUACUUGUUUUGACCGUAAGGGGGUGGUAAAGGACUUUCUUCUCAGCUUUUAAGUCUCUUCUGGGAUCUCCCUUGGUUCACUGAUUGGAUUUGACGGAAACACUGAGUUCAGUAGUUGCUCAGGCCUUGUGGUGGGAGCAGAGAUUCCUGGGUCUGAGGUCCGUGUGGGUCAGGCAGCAUAAUCAUCCAGGCUUUGUUAAUACUGGUGACAUGAGAUCGAAAGCUGGCCCUUAUCAUGAAGGAUCCAGUAUUUAGUAAAUGCAGAGCUGAAAGGUAACCCUCUCCCCUGUUUCCUCCCCGCGAAUCCCAUUGUGGCCCUGCAGCCUCACAUCUGUCACAGCAGUGGAGACUUUGGAGUGUGUGUAAGCACACAUGUUCUCACUUUGUCUGACCAAAAGGUGUCUUCCAGGUCGAGGGGGGAGGUCUCCCACAGCAGGUACCCCUUCAGGCUAGAAUUUUGGCCCAGCCCUCUCCACAGUUCCUUGUCUUUGGGCUCCUGGCCCUCGUCAGCUCUUUGGGCAUCUUCAGAUGAAUAGUUGGGUCUCCACUAGGGAAAACAGCAGCCUGUGAACAUUUACCCUGCAGGAUCAGGAAGCAGUUACCUAGGGAAAGACAUCCCUUACUGAUGUCUUCCUGGUCCCUUUUCCCCAGCAAGACCCAAGAACCUGAACAAUGCCAGACACAUAGAGUGGGGGCUCCUUGUAGUUCCAGCACUGUCCAGAGCGGAAUGGAAGCUGUGACCAUGUUAGGUAGCGGGUGGCUUUCCCCAUAGUGCUGAGGUCACUUGUACUUUCUCGUUUCUUAAAGGAAGCCCAGUUUGCUUGCCAAGAAUCCUUAGCCUUAGGUUUACAAAGCUUGCUGUUGAAUGUUUGUCCAAAGGAGUAUGAGAAGAGACAAGCUGCUUGGUUCUGGUCCUGCCUGCAAGGUCAAAAGAUUGACUGCUUAGUCAGGAACGGGCACGGCUCCCUCUUGUCUCUAUACAGGCCCAGUUGAAGGUCACAUUAAACUGGGACUCGGUGAGAGAGGGUAUCUCUCAGUUGUAAAGAAGCUCAGAGGACCUUCAGUGUGUAUGUGUGUAGGGGGUGGUGACAGGUAGGUAGGACAGGAUCUCUGGAGAUGGGAAGGAUGGGCAUGGGCUGCUUGACCUGAGGCGCUUCAUGAUGGAUGGAGUCAGGCGGGCUCUGACCUGGCCCGCAAUGCCUGGUGUCCGAGUCGUCUUUUCCCCUAGCAUCCUGUCAGAUCCCCUGGUGUGAUAAUUUCCUCCUUGUGUUAAGUAUACCAAUAUUAUUUUUUUUAGCAAUUGAAAUGCACUUUUUUUAUUUCAACUCAAUCAUGAUCUUAAGUAUAAAAAUUUAUAGAUUGUUAAAACUACUUUUUUGUGUAUUUUUAACCACUCAAUGUAGCAUUGUGUAUUUUGUUCUUAUUAAGACUCUGGUACAAGGUGUACCAUUUAAUGAUUUUUUUCUCCAACAUGCUGGGCCUUUGGAUGUGUACGGUAAUCAACUUCAUGCUAAUGUUCAAAGUAAAAAAGAAGAAAAAGUAGCCAUA
Messenger RNA from Peromyscus maniculatus bairdii (prairie deer mouse), 10452 nucleotides. RefSeq names its product zinc finger protein 652 (gene Znf652). Gene Ontology annotation, molecular function: DNA-binding transcription activator activity, RNA polymerase II-specific; RNA polymerase II cis-regulatory region sequence-specific DNA binding. Gene Ontology annotation, cellular component: nucleus. Lineage: Eukaryota; Metazoa; Chordata; Mammalia; Rodentia; Cricetidae. The record is from RefSeq and is a predicted model, not a curated record. Gene Ontology annotation, biological process: regulation of transcription by RNA polymerase II.